ACAAAUUGACCCCAAGUCAACGAAAUACAAAAAUAAAAAGUAUUUUUAUGAACACCCAUGUCAUUACUUUAUAAAGGAGUGAAGAAAAUUGAAACCAUACCAAUCAAAUACCUUAUAUUUAGUUUUAUCUUGCACACAUUACUGAAAAAUUAAAGCUUCAAACAUGAACACUACAAAUAAUGGAGAGCGAUUGAAUGCUGCAGCUGAAGCAGGUGAUAUAGAUCUCCUCUACACAGUAAUUCAAGAUGAUCCAUACAUUUUGGAGCAUAUAGAUUCAAUACCAUUUGUUGAAACUCCUUUACAUAUUGCUGCAUCCAUGGGUCAUAUUGACUUUGCCAUUGAAAUUAUGAAUUUGAAACCUUCAUUUGCUUUGAAGUUAAAUCCACAAGGAUUCAGCCCCAUCCAUCUCGCAAUGCAAAAGAACAAAAAACGUAUGGUGUAUCACUUUGUGAGCAUCAAUAAAGACCUUGUUAGAGUUAGAGGAAGAGAAGGCAUAACUCCUCUUCAUUUUGCAUGUCAAAAUGGUGAGGUUCAAAUGUUAGCUUACUUUCUCCGUUUGUGUCCGGAAUCAAUUGAAUACUUGACUGUGAGGCGCGAGACUGCACUCCAUAUUUCUGUUAAAAAUGAACAAUAUGAGGCCCUUCAAGUACUUGUUAGCUGGCUCAAAAAAAAUACACAGAGAGGGGCUCAAAAGCUGGAAAAUAAAAUAUUAAACCAAAGGGAUAAGGCAAGCAACACAAUUUUGCAUAUUUCAGCACUAAGUAGUGACCCGCAGGCACUUCUAUUGUUGGUAAGUACUGGUAUAGAUUUGAAGGCAAAGAAUAGUGAGAACAAAACCGCAUUAGACAUAGCAAGCACGCCAGAGAUCAAGAGUAUAUUAUUAAGUGUUGGAACAAAACCUAGCUCAGAAGUCACUGAUUAUCCCACAUGUGAUCAUAGAAUAAGAUCAAAGAUCACAACUAUAGGUGCUGUGACAAUUUAUAUAAAUCGCAUUAGAGGAGAUAUAUCAGAGGAGCAACGUAACACUUGGUUGAUAGUUGCGACUCUUGUUGCGACUGCCAUCUAUCAAUCAGGAUUGAGUCCCCCUGGUGGAAUUUAUCAGGUUAGUGCUGGUGACACUAACACGAACAUCACUUCCUCCAAUUUUACCAUUUCUGCCCCAGGAAAUGCUGGGAAAUCAGUCUUGUCAGGUUAUGAAUUCUUUUUGUUUUUAUUUAUUAAUAUGUAUUCCUUUUCUGUAUCAAUUUUAGCGAUAUUUAUUAUGUUACCAUAUGGAAAAAUAUGCUUUCUAGUGGGUUCUCCAAUGGGUUGGUUUACCGCUAGUUAUUUAUUUUCUAUGUGGAGGAUAUCCCCUACACAUGUCAAUUCCGUGAUUUUAUUCGUCCUUUUUGGUUCAAUUCUGUUACCCAUGGUGAUUGACGUCAUUGUUGGAGUGUACAGACGGUCACGGCUUAAACACAGAAUUGCUAAGAUAUUUAAUAUGAUAGUCAAAGCAUUGUUUCAAUAGGAGAAACAUCAACAAAGGUUAUGGACAUUGGUCAUAUAGAUGAUGACUGCUAAGAUCUCUGUGACUCAAACCACUUAUGACCGAAUUCACAACCAAUAAUAUCGAUCUCAACGUUGAUUUGUAAUUUUACUUGUCAUUGUUAUCUUUGUUUCUGUUCAACCUUAGCAAAUAGUGAAUCAAUGUGUUAAAUAUUAAAUCAUAUCAUGUAUUUUAUUGAAUGC
This is a messenger RNA of Medicago truncatula (barrel medic), 1728 nucleotides long. Its product is annotated as ankyrin repeat-containing protein BDA1. Bases 164 to 1507 code for a protein of 447 amino acids. The transcript is spliced from 2 exons. Gene Ontology annotation, molecular function: protein binding. The record is from RefSeq and is a predicted model, not a curated record. Lineage: Eukaryota; Viridiplantae; Streptophyta; Magnoliopsida; Fabales; Fabaceae.